This is a messenger RNA of Drosophila biarmipes, 1881 nucleotides long. Its product is annotated as venom carboxylesterase-6. The coding region runs from base 52 to 1791 and encodes 579 amino acids. The transcript is spliced from 4 exons. Lineage: Eukaryota; Metazoa; Arthropoda; Insecta; Diptera; Drosophilidae. The record is from RefSeq and is a predicted model, not a curated record.
CGGUGCAGCAGCGAAAUCAGUCUGAAGUCGGACUUCGAGCGCGGGGAUACGAUGACAAGAAACGCUGGCCUGGUGAUUCUGCUGUGCAUUUGGGUCCAGUGGAGCGAUGGACGCAACUCGCAGAGUCUGCAUGUGCGUUUGUCCCACGGCGGCUGGUUGAUCGGACGCCACUUGACCACUCACAAUGGCCGGCACAUGCGGGCAUUCAUGGGUGUCCCCUAUGCAGAGCCACCACUGGGGGAUCUGCGCUUCCGGGCGCCCGUCGCAAAGGCCUCCUGGGAGGGCGAGCGGUUGGCCAUCAAGGAUGCUCCCAUCUGCCUGCAGCGGGAUCCCUUCCGCCGCGACAUGAUUCUCGAGGGUUCCGAGGAUUGCCUCUACCUCAAUGUUUACACGCCGGAGCGGCCCAGGAUUAAUGGCUCCCUGCCUGUGAUGGUGUGGUUCCAUGGCGGCGGCUGGCAGUGUGGCUCUGGCAUUAGCAGCUUCUAUGGUCCGGACUUUCUGCUGGAUCACGACAUCGUCUUGAUUGCGGCCAACUUCCGGUUGGGACCCUUGGGCUUCCUCAGCACGGAGACGCUCGAUUGUCCCGGCAACAAUGGCCUGAAGGAUCAACUGGAGGUUUUGCGUUGGGUUCGUGCGAACAUCGCCUCCUUUGGCGGUGAUCCUAACAGUGUGACGGUCUUUGGCGAGAGCGCUGGAGGCGCCAGUGUCACCUAUCACAUGCUGUCGGAGAAGUCACGUGGCCUGCUCCAUCGCGGCAUCGCCCAAUCAGGCACCUAUUUCAAUCCCUGGGCACAGCCUGCCCAUAAAGGAGUGGCCGCUGGCCGGGCCACCAAGUUGGCCGAGCUGGUGGGCUGCGGAUCCGCCGGGGAAUGGCCGGAAAAACUGGAGUGCCUAAGACAGAGGCCAGCCGAUGACAUUGUGGCCUCACUGUACGACAUGUUUGUCUGGGACUUUGACCCAAUGAUACCUUUUCCGCCAGUGAUUGAACCGGAGCACGAGGAUGCCUUCCUCACCGUGCCACCUCGCCAGGCUCUGAGACCCCACGGCUUGGCACUGCCCCUCCUGGUGGGCGCCACCGCCGAAGAGGGCCUGUUGAAGACGGCCGCCCUGAUAAAUCUUCCCCAGCUGUUGGACGAGUUCAAGUCCCAGUUCGACCAGGUUCUGCCCGUCGUUCUGAACUACGAUCACCACGAGGAUUCGGUUCGGCGGAGCAUAACGCAACGGAUCGAGAACUUCUACUUCAAGGCGGGCCAUGAUUACGACAAGGUCAAUCACCAGAAUCUGACCGAUCUGAUUUCGGAUGGCUGGUUUGUGGCCGGCAUUGAUGAGUACUUACGCCUGCGGGUGUCCCAAGAGGACGUGGCGCCCACAUAUGUCUACCUGUUCGAUCACAAGGGCGCCGCCAGCUUUACGGAGAUCUUCAAGGGCGGCCGGAACGAGUUCUACGGCACCUGCCAUGCGGAGGAGCUCCAGUACUUGUUCCCCAUUGGAAGGGAGCUCUUUGUGAGUGCUGUACCCACCCAGAAAGAUCUGGAGCUCCGCGAGCUGAUGCUCCACCUGUGGGUUAGCUUUGCGCAAACCGGCGAUCCAAAUCCCAGGAACGCCAGCUUCCAUUUGCCAAAAUGGAGUCCCGCUUCCAGUUAUCCAGUGGAAUACGCCCGCUUGGGCACCAAAGCCGAGGAUUCCACGUCCAUUUUCCAACUGGAAAACGAGCUGAUGCAACAGCGCGCCGAUUUUUGGCGCGAUUUGCAGCCCCAUUUGCCCGCCAGCCAUGCCCACAACGAGCUGUAGGCCUUAACGAGUCUCUAUCCAAAUGUAUUCCACAAUCCAUUUCAUUAAAUUGAUGUUUAGUUAACUUUUCACCACAAUAUACGCACAAGC